Molecule: messenger RNA, 5461 nt
Organism: Ornithodoros turicata
Lineage: Eukaryota; Metazoa; Arthropoda; Arachnida; Ixodida; Argasidae
Product: zinc finger protein 135-like
Exons: 17
Coding region: 512-3703 (1063 amino acids)
Biological process (GO): regulation of transcription by RNA polymerase II
Cellular component (GO): nucleus
Molecular function (GO): DNA-binding transcription factor activity, RNA polymerase II-specific
Source: RefSeq, a predicted model, not a curated record
AGGUGGUACACAGACUUGAAGCAAAUUAACAGCACGUUAUAUGCUCCAGCCGGAGCAGAUUAUGAUAGCUGUCAUAGCAGACGACGGUAACCAUCGUCAUCACGCGUUUUCCGUUUUUUACUUUUUUCCUCCACUGCGGUAAGGGCGGCGGCUCCGGGAUUGUCCAAGACGAAAAGCAAUUGGAGAAGCACCCAGAAGGACAGAACCUCAAGGAAGAAGACACAGGCCCCAUACUCGAAAGAAACAAUGGCCAUAAGUAAUCCCAUCAAGAACCUUUCUGGCGCCUCUUUUGACUGAAUGGGAACCAGUGCACGCACAGGGGAACUCAACACGGAUCAUUCUCCUAGGAACUAUUUCCAACACCGCCCCUAGAAGAAAAUCCCGGAAAAAUCACUGCCAGACAUGCUGGCGGCGCGGCACUGCUCACGCCUCGCCUUCGACGCCUUGACGCCUGCGUUUCCUCGCUUUGGUAUGCGUUUCUGCGAUCCUUUGCCAGCUGGCUGCAGUGGGUAUGGACGUCACCAACGAAGACUUCAUUGGUGUUCAACGUGCCGCGUGCAAGAAAUGUGCAUGCACUUCGUAUCGAAGACUUACAGAUAUUAGCCGGUACACGGCACAAGUGUUACCCGGAACAUGCGUCCAGUGCUGGCACUCACCUGUCGACCACGUGCAAGAAGAAAUCUACAGCCAUACUACUGGAACACCUGCUUGCUCACCACAAAAAAGUCAAAAUGGAACGCAGCUUCGCCAAUCAAGCCUUGCCAUACGGCUUGUUACAGGCAGUACAUUACAGCUGCCGCAAAGAGAAAACAGCAGCACAAAGCAGAUGUGCCCUUCACAGCAGAGCAGCAGUUUACACCUGGCUCGAGACAACGGACCUGCGGAAGAUUCCUCACAUCACAUGCUCCGAGCGCACUUGUGUCAACAGCCAGGUGCUGGUUUGGAGGGCCCAGGUCCAUCCUCAAGACAAGACAUUAGUAGCAGCGGAGAUUUCAUUCUGUCGGGCGGAGAAAUGCAUACUGCACUUCAUCAUGGAGAGGCAGCGGCUCUUCCUUCGUGCACCUCAGGUGAUGCAUGCAUAACUCCAUCCAAUGCAGACGGCCAUGCUCAGGAUUCGAGUGGUGAUCACUUAGCACCUGCAGCAUCAGGCACCUCCCUAAGGACAAAGGGCAGCAAUGCAUGGCCGCACGGCCUCCCACAAUUUUCACCGGGCCUCCAACUGCUUCUUCGCGGGCAAGAGCAGCAAGAGGAGAGGAGCAAACUGAUUCGGCAGCUCAAAGAUGAGCUAAUCAUUUUCCUCGACAAGAACGAACUGAUCACCAGUGGUACCAAAGGUCACAAGAGAUGGCAGUACGCAGCACUGGGAAGGGAAAUCGCCCACGCAUAUCCGUCCAUGGUGUUCGAAACUGGAAAGUGUGGCACUAGAGCGUUCAAGCAGGCAGCGCAGGAGUGGAGUGUAUUCAUGCGUAGAACCUCGAAAGCAAGGACAGCAAGAAAAGCGAGAAAGAAGAGUCGCACUUCAUCUGUUGUGCCUCAAGCUAGCCGGAAGCAGACAACAUUUACUCUGGAGGAGGCCCUUGCGGAGUUAAAGGGGACAAGGGCAGCCAGCAGUUCAUUCUGCGUUACGGAAGACGCAAGAGAUACUUGUGUCUCUGAGUCAUCACGUUCCAGCCCCUCGGAUUCGCAACUCCAAGAAAUGCAACUCUCCACAGAGUUUGGUGAUGACCUCGUAAGAGUCAAAUCAGAGCCACCUGAUGUUGCCUGCCUACCAGAAGAGAGCCAGGUCCAGCAACAGCACUGUGGCCAGUCUCCGUCAGGAGGGGUGACACCUGGCGCAUGUGGCAUUAAAGAAGAACCUCAAGAGGAUCUUUCAAACGAAGAACCAAUCACAGAAGUGAAAACAGAGCCUUACAAUGUUGCCAUCUUGGCGGGGCAUGACCAGACGGGACACAGCUGGCACUCAGAAUCAGAAGAUUCAACAGCAAGCACUGACAUGGAGCACACAGACACUUGUAAUCCAGCGUCGUCAGAUAGCCUGAAGCGUCCUUUCGCAAUGGAGGAUAAGGUGGGGGAAAAGAUGCACGAGAGCGACCUCAGUCCAACUGCUUUUUCCUUGUCUGAGAGUGCCAAGAACCACAUGCACAAGAAUACUCACGAGAUGCAUUACAAGUGUGAUCUCUGUCCUGCAGCAUUCAGCCACAGCACACACAUGCAUUGUCACAAGAGGAUACAUACGGAUGUGAGGCCACACAAGUGCGAUCUCUGUCCUGCUGAAUUCACCAGGCUCCACCACCUGGACGAUCACAUACGGACUCAUACUGGUGACAAGCCGUUCAAGUGCGAUCUGUGUCCUGCAGCGUUCAGGCACAGCACACACCUGCAGCGUCACAAGAGGACUCACACGGGUGAGAAGCCGUACAAAUGCAAACUCUGUCCUGCAGUGUUCAGCCACAACACGAACCUGCAGCGUCACAAUAGGACGCACACGGGUGAGAAGCCGUACAAGUGUGAUCUCUGUCCCUCUGAGUUCGCCCAGCUGCACCACCUGAAAGAUCACAUACGGAUUCACACUGGUGAGAAGCCAUUCAAAUGCGAUCUCUGUCCUGCAGCAUUCAGCCACAGCAUGCACCUGCAGCGUCACAAGAGGACACACACAGGCGAUAAGCCAUACAAGUGCAAACUCUGUCCUGCAGCGUUCAGCCACAGCACGAGCCUAAAGUGUCACAAUAGGACUCACACGGGUGAGAAGCCAUACAAGUGUGAUCUCUGUCCUGCAGUGUUCAGCCACAACACGAACCUGCAGCGUCACAAUAGGACACACACGGGUGAGAAGCCAUACAAGUGUGAUCUCUGUCCCUCUGAGUUCGCUCAGCUGCACCACCUGAAAGAUCACACACGGAUUCACACCGGUGAGAAGCCAUUCAAAUGCGAUCUCUGUCCUGCAGCAUUCAGCCACAGCAUGCACCUGCAGCGUCACAAGAGGACACACACAGGCGAUAAGCCAUACAAGUGCAAACUCUGUCCUGCUGUGUUCAGCCACAGCACGAGCCUAAAGUGUCACAAUAGGACACAUACAGGCGAGAGGCCAUACAAGUGCGAUCUCUGUCCUGCAGCGUUCAGCAACAGCACAAACCUGCAGCGUCACAAUAGGACACACACGGGUGAGAAACCAUUCAAGUGCGAUCUCUGUCCUGCAGUAUUCAGCUACAACAUGUACCUGCAGCGUCACAGGAGGAUACACACAGGUGAGAAGCCAUACAAGUGUGAUCUCUGUCCAGCAGCGUUCAGCAACAACACGAACCUGCGGCGUCACAAUUUGACACACACAGGUGAGAAGCCAUACAAAUGCGAUCGCUGCCCCUCUCAGUUCACUCAGGUGCACCACCUCAGGAAUCACAUACGUGUUCAUACUGGUGAGAAGCCGUACAAGUGCGGUCUGUGCCCCUCUGAGUUCGGCCUGCCCCACCACUUGAAGGAUCACUUACGGACUCAUACUGGUGAGAAGCCUUACAAGUGUGAUCUCUGUCCAGCAGAAUUCAUCCGAAGCACGUACCUGGAGUGUCACAAGAAAACACACACAGGUGAUAGGCCGUACAAGUGCAAUUUCUGUCCUGCAAAGUUCAUCCGGAGUACGCACCUGCAGCGUCACAAGAAGACACAUGCAGGCCCUGUCCCUCUGGGUUCACCAGGUUGUACCACCUGAAUGAUCACAUAAGGACUCAUACUGGUGAGAAACUGUUCAAGGGCAAUCUCUGUCCUGCAGCAUUCAAAGAUAGCAGAAACCUACAUUCUCACAAGAGGACACACACAGGCGAGAAGCCAUACAAGUGCGAUCUGUGUCAUGCAGAGUUCAGCCACAGCAUGAACCUGUGCUAUCACAAUAGGACAUGCACGGGUGAGAAACCAUACAAGUGCGACGUCUGUCCUGCAGCAUUCAGCUACAACAUGUAGCUGCAGCAUAACAAGAGGACACACACACAGGCAAGAAGCAAUGCUGGUAUGGUCUCAGUCCUGCAGCGUUGAGCAACAGCACGAAGCUGCGGUAUCACAAUAGGACAAGCACGGGUGAAAAAUCAUACAAGUGCGAUCUCUCCCCCUUUGAGUUCACUCAGGUGCACCAUCUCAAGAAUCACAUGCGGGUUCAUACUGGUGUGAAGCCGUACAAGUGCGGUUCAGCUUGCUCCACCACUUAAAGGAUCACGUAUGGAGUUAUACUGGUGAGAAGCCGUAAAAGUGUGAUCUCUGUCAUGCAGAGGUCAGCCAGAGCACAUGCGCCUCGCGAUGCACAUCAUAAAAUAGAGCUGUUUUUUUUAAAGAACUUUCUGCCGGUUUACGUUUCUGAACUCACUAUACAAUGGGUCUAAACUGCCCUUCUUUGUACAAUGAAUCCUUUACGAAUUACAUGUUGUCUUCCUAGGGACCUGUUUCUGAAGGGAUGCAAACCAGUAAAUGAUCACUGAUAUGUGCAUUGAUUACAUAUAUCAGAAAAGAUUUCUGUCAAGGAGGAGCUGUCAGUGUCGAAUACAUAUUUGGGUGCAAAUUCUUACAUCUGGCUCAAGGGGAUCAUAUCCGUUAUGUAGGGACCAAAGUUAAGAAGAAACCUAUCUCAGACGGGCAUAGCUGAAGCACGGUUUUUAUCCAUUGCCCUUUGCUCACCAGUGAUUAUGUUCGCCAAAAUCGCAUGGGAUUCCUUCAAUACAGGGAGAAGGAUUGACAUUUCACUGGCGAAUUGUUUAGGUGUGAUGGUCAGAUGUCGGUACUUCUUCACCGGGACGCAGGUCCUGAAUUGGUACAAAUGACACGCGAAGGCACGUGAACGUCACCUUCAUGUAUAGGCUGAGAUUUGAAGUAAAGAUUGAACUUCACCUUCAGAUGGGACCUUACGGCAGAAGCACGGAAGAAGUGAUAAUUUAAUGGCUGCUGCGGCAUAUCGACAAGUUAUGAAUGAUAGUCACGUCCCUGUUAUCUGGAAAAUUCGUUAUCCUGGCUAUAUUAGCUAGAAGGAACCUGCUACAAUUGACAUUUGGCUUAGAUAUCCGAAAUUCGUUAUUCAUAUCUGGAUGGGAAGUACGAGAACAGAUGUCGUUGAAAUUCAUGUAUCUGGACUACAGUCACCAGUGACCAACCCUGUCUGUCCUUGGCAUUUGCCAUCGUUUGACCUGUCCCGGAGUGGGGUCACCACUUGCAGGAUUUCCCUGUGGGGCAAAGAGGGUCUUUCCUACUUUUUUCCAAGGUGUCGAACCGCGAAAAAUACGGGCUCGGUUGGGGUUUGUGUUGCUCGGAUUUAAUUCUGGUUCCGUUCACAUUGGGCCGCGCUAAAAGUCUAACAGAUUCGCGAACUGGUCCAGCGCUUCCAUUUUAUGCCUCCCAUAAAACUGCUUUUAUCAGGAAAUGCGUGGUUAGUGGCAUACUGCUGUUUUCUGACAGAUUGUUGAGUGCAGCAAUAAACACUAUGUCAAGA